CACUCGGUCGAUAAGGGAGGCGAGGCGAACAGGUGACGACAUCGUUGUCAUACUCGUGAUUUCAUAACACGCCAUUUUCUUUGUGUGAAGCGCUGGAGCGCGGAGGUGUUUUCACAGGCCGUGUUCCCUGACGAGUUCCCCAGCAAGUAUGGCAUCCCGUAAGAAAGUUUUGCUGAAAGUAAUUAUCCUUGGGGAUUCGGGAGUUGGGAAAACUUCUUUAAUGAAUCAAUAUGUCAAUAAGAAGUUUAGCAACCAAUAUAAAGCGACAAUAGGUGCAGAUUUUUUGACUAAGGAAGUGAUGGUAGAGGAUAGAAUAGUCACUAUGCAGAUUUGGGAUACCGCUGGACAGGAGAGGUUUCAAUCGUUAGGAGUGGCUUUUUAUAGAGGCGCAGAUUGUUGUGUACUGGUAUUUGAUGUAUCGGCUCCAACUAGCUUCAAAUCUCUAGAUUCAUGGAGGGAUGAGUUUUUAAUUCAAGCCUCGCCUCGAGAUCCAGACAACUUUCCGUUUGUCGUGCUCGGGAACAAAGUAGAUCUUGAAUCAAGAGCAGUCUCAAGCAAGAGAGCACAACAGUGGUGUCAAUCAAAGAACAAUAUUCCAUAUUUUGAAACUAGUGCAAAAGAGGCUAUUAAUGUCGAGCAAGCUUUCCAAACGAUAGCUAAGAAUGCUUUAGCUCAAGAAAGUGAAGUCGAACUUUACAAUGAAUUCCCGGAUCAAAUCAAAUUGACCAACGACCAAAGAAGCAAUGGUAGAGGUGAUUCAUGUGCUUGCUAGGUCUUGGAACAGUGGUAAUAUCUCAAAUGACUAAUAAAGAAUGCACAGGUCAGAUACACUCACAUCACCUGCGGCAUAAAGGACGCGGAGAAUAUAUUGCGAUGAGCUUUAUGUGUGCAGGAAGUCAUAAAAUUUCUUUCUUUAUCUCAACAUGUUAUUAUACAAUCUUCCUCUGUGUCCAUAAAACAAAAAAAAACGUCUCAAUAUAAUUCUUAAUAUAGUUUUGUUGAAACAGUUACAUUAGUGCACGGUAAAAAAAAUAACGAGUUAAAUCCAUACGUAAAGGAAAUGUGUACAAACUAUCUCGAUAUACAUAUACAUAUAUAUAAUUGUUUUUAUAAACGUGUGUGGGAGUAAGAUACAUUUAUCCGACUUUCUGACCUCUGAAAUAUCGCAAUCUUGAAUUAUGUACUCCCGCUGGACUUGACUUGUCAUAUAUAAGUCCUCUAUGUUAUUCUUUAAGUCAAGGAUUCGCAUCUCGUUUUUAAGUAUUGUAAUUGUAAUAUGCUCUCUUAUCGGGUAUGGCGAAACAUAUGAACUCUAUUUUUUCUCUAUUUUUUUAUCUCGAUAGUUUGUUGUCGAUUAAUUUUCACCGAAAGAGUAAUAGCUCGAGGUUUUCAAAUAAUAUAGGAGUCGUUGUUGCACCAGAGAGGAUAAUAUAUGGGUCGGGAACUCAGAUAGCAGUAUACUGUUAGUAAAUUAUAAUAAAAGAAUUUGCUCAUAAUUUGUUAAGUACAAUUGCAUUUACAGAGAAGCUCUAGUGCAUAUAGCUUAUUAUACUUAGACAGAACCGAAUAUUUGCUGUCAGUAAAAAUGGUUCGUACGAAAUAGAACGAAAAUAAGAUAAAGUUACAAUAAAGUUAUUAAGAUACUUUGUAGUGUCUCGUAAGAUGUUUUAACGAGUUUGAGAUUCACGCAAAUGGUAUGGUGUAA
Trachymyrmex septentrionalis is the source of this 1705-nucleotide messenger RNA. It is a transcript of the gene Rab7, whose product is annotated as ras-related protein Rab-7a. Gene Ontology annotation, cellular component: phagocytic vesicle; lysosome; late endosome. Gene Ontology annotation, molecular function: GTP binding; GTPase activity. Gene Ontology annotation, biological process: phagosome-lysosome fusion; endosome to lysosome transport. The transcript is spliced from 5 exons. The record is from RefSeq and is a predicted model, not a curated record. The coding region runs from base 149 to 772 and encodes 207 amino acids. Lineage: Eukaryota; Metazoa; Arthropoda; Insecta; Hymenoptera; Formicidae.